Messenger RNA from Lates calcarifer (barramundi perch), 3571 nucleotides. Its product is annotated as mRNA decay activator protein ZFP36L1. NCBI's taxonomy places the organism in Eukaryota, Metazoa, Chordata, Actinopteri, Centropomidae. The transcript has 2 exons. The record is from RefSeq and is a predicted model, not a curated record. The coding region runs from base 334 to 1620 and encodes 428 amino acids. Gene Ontology annotation, molecular function: metal ion binding; mRNA binding.
CCCUGCCCCCUGAAGAGCACAGGCAGGGGGUGGGUGUGUAUGGGGUGGGUUUCCCCCAACUAUUUAAGCAGAUUCCAGCAGAUGGUCCAGAAACUUUCCUCCUGGACUCGCGCUGCUCUCUCUCCCAACUCCCUGUCUCCUUCACUUCAGACCUUCAGAGGGCCAAACUAAAAUCUCGGAGGUUUUUCCCGUCCCCCAAACCUCGUCUCUGUCGUCUCAACUCCCCAAACACCAGACUUUUUGGACCCAGAAACUAUUUGUCUCUCCCAGCCUUCCUCCAGCGUGGGAUCAGACAUCCAGCUCUUUCACUCUGCGAGGACGGUGGAGCGAACCAUGCCCUCCGACUUUCUAACACCUUUCCUGGAACUGGAUGAGGAGUUCUGCAAGAAUUUCCGCGGCCUGGAGGCGACAGAUGGCUCGUCUGUGGGCUCGCAGCACCAACGGCAGCAGCACAGUCAAAGAGUCCUGGGCUUUCAGCGUCGCCAUUCUCUCUGCCCCGUGACCCUCCCCAACUCCAAGUUCAACAGCAGCAGCAGCAGCAGCAGCUCUGAGGUGACUGAGUCAGCCUGCUGGGGGCUCAACAUGGCCUCCAACCAGCAGUGGAGCAGGGAGGGUCAGCUUCCCCGUUCCUCGCUCAGCCACAUCCCCUUCAGAGUCGACCGCUCAGUCAGCAUGAUAGAAGGCAACGGCAGCAGCCUGGGAGGCAGAGAGGACAAAAUGGCUAACAUGUCCCCAACAGUGCUGCUCCCUCCACCAGGCCUCUGCCUCAGCAACACUUCUAUCUCCUCCGCUGCUUCUCCCUCUGCUUCCAGACCUCCAGCCCCCUCCCCUCACAUCUCCACACGAUACAAGACCGAACUCUGCCGCACCUACGAGGAAAGUGGGACCUGCAAGUACGGCGCCAAGUGUCAGUUUGCCCACGGCCUGGACGAGCUGAGAGGCCUCAGCAGGCACCCCAAGUACAAGACGGAGCCGUGUCGCACUUUCCACACGAUAGGCUUCUGCCCGUACGGCGCCCGCUGCCACUUCAUCCACAACGCUGACGAGAUCCACGGAGGCAACGCCGCUGCACCCCCGCAGAAGCAGAAGCUGAGGCCUCCUCUGCUGCGUCACAGCCUCAGCUUUGCAGGUUUCUCCUCGCCACAAACUUUCCAACCAGUUGAGGAGUCACAGCCUUCCUCCCUCCUCUUCACCAGAGCCUCCUCCGUCUCCCCUCCUCCAUCCUCCACAGGGAGCCCAGAGCUCCUCUCCCCUCUCUUUCCUGAGCCGGGAGCACUGAAGCAUUGCCCCUACCCUUUCUCUGGCAUCCCCGACCUGGCAGGCGACAGCGGCGACUCAGCUCUGCGCUUCUAUGCUGCGACCGACUCCAUCAGCACCAGGUGUCCCGCCUCAAAUUUCACCUCCAAAAACCCAAACCUCCCGUACCACCUCCCCCAGCAGCUGCCAGUCUCCCUGAGCAGCCUCCCCAGCCUUCAGCGCUGCUCCUCAGCCGACUCCCUCUCUGAAGAAGGCUACACCUCCUCCUGCUCCCUCAGCUCUUCCUCCAGCGGCACAGAGUCACCAAGCUUCGAGGGCCGACGUCUGCCCAUAUUUAGCCGCCUGUCUGUUUCAGACGAGUAGGGAAGGGUUUUACUGUCGGGCUGAAUUUAAUCAGGAAUUGUUGGUCUGACUGUUUUAACUCUGUGUGACCAGGGUCACAAAAGAUUAAAACAUCAGGUUUUCAGUUCCUCCCUAAAUGCAGCCAGGUAAACGUACCUAACUUUGUGCAUAUUGCAUUUCUCAUCCAAGCAGUUGUAGCGCUGCUCAGUGUUCGUCCAGUUUUAGCUGACUCCUCUCUUUGUUUUUGUUUUAUUGUUAUUUUUGUAAGGUUGCCGUUGUUACUGCUGUAUACUGUUGUAUACCCAUUUUUAGAGAAUACUUGGAGGGUACUUCGCUUAGCUCAGCAUCCGUCCUCAUGCUGUUCCUGCUCAGUGGGAAAUUCUGUGUGAGAAUUUCCUGUACCCUGAUUUAAGAUUAGUGCUGUUUGUCCUACGUAUGACUGGUGUGCUAUCCUUUUUUAUAAAAUAGCAAAGUUAUUUGUUACAGAUCUUCUUCUCUUGUUUUACACCUUACAAACCGUUUCAGUGAUGCAGCACUUCUCCAGUCAUGCUCAGAGCUCUCCCAGCUGUUUGAAAACGACCUCUUGUCCGCGAGUGAGCAGGGUUAAAUAACUGUAUGAUGUCACUGAUUGAUUAAUUGAUUGGUUGUAUGGCUGUGGCCACUUGAGUGUAAUUGUCAGCCAUCUUAACUGCCUGGCAAGGAUUCAGCUAAGUGUAGGCAACCCACUGACUCUCUAGUUACCAAAGUCAAAGUUAGAGUUCCCCUAACCUGCUAGUACUGUUAACACCUAGCCUAGCCUUUAGCCAUGACAGUUAACAUACAGUGUUAUGAUUAUUGUUAUUAUUUCUUAACACUUUCUUAGACUUAUUUAUUGCUUCUUGUAUGAUUUCUGUCAGAGUUUGCUUUGUGAUUGUGUUUAUACAUUUUUUUUACGAUGCCGGAGAAAUUACGCUUUACUUAUGCAUUCAUGUUGUCCGUCUGCUUGGUUUACGCUAUGCAGAAGCUUUAAGAAGGCUCGUGGAGAGGAGAGGAAAGGAGGAAGAAAGACAUUUUGGCAUUCUACAUGUAUGUUGCCUUAUUGGCUAAUAGGCCUGGCAGAAAUCAAGACUCACUGAGUUUUCACAUCACGAGCAGCUCAGUAGGUUAGUGAGCGAUCUAUCAGUGAAGCUGCAUCUGGGAGACAUUCUCAUUGGGCAGCGUGAGCAGUUGUUUGUGCUGUUGGUGUGAGCACACAGUGGGUCUACUCUCCUCUCCAUUAGGCCUCACACCUCUGACUGUAAUAACCUUUUUUUCCAGUUGUUGACUGCUGUUAUGGAAAUACAAAGCAAAACUGUGGUGGAGGACGGCUUCACCACACAUUCAGUGAAUACAUUAUGACCAUCAGUUUAGGAGCUACACAACCAGAAAAGAAUGUUCAUUUGACUAAUCUGUGAGUGUCUAUCAGGACUGCUGUGUUGUUGGAAAAAACCCUGUGUGCUCUCUCCUCCUCCUGUGAUGUAAACACACAGGUGAAAAGGUGACCUUUGUUUGUAGUUGAUUUUUAUCUAUCAGAGUUGCCUUGAUGACAAUGUGUUUGUAGGUCGACCUCUGUUGCACGCUAGCUAGCUAACUGUCUGAGUGGCAGGUGAAAUCAAGCGAGUUCAAAUGAAAUCAAGCAAAAUGUUUAUUUUGUUCUUGUCAUGAAAUCGACUCAACUUGCCCUGACGAGUCCAGAGAUGCUUGUUGCUGUUGUAGCUUAUCGUUAGCUUGACUUGACAGCAAGCCGUUUUUUGUAACUUUUGUUAACUUAAAGUCUUAUUUAUUUUGUUUUUCAAAGCAAAACCUAUAUUGUGUUGUUUGAUAUUGUGUGUUUUGUUUCACAUAAUUUAAGUGCAUUUAUUGUUUACAUUCCAUGGGUUAUGUUGAUAUCCUAGCUCUUUAUCUUAAUAUAUUUGUCCAUCUUUAUUUCAAAAUAAAAGUCUUUGAAAACUUA